UAUUACACAAAUAUUUUUAAAAAAAGUGCAAAAAAGAAACACAUAACAAACAAAACAAAGUGCAAAUAAAAGCAACAAGCUAACAAAAAAAAAGUGCUAAAAUUCUAUAGCUAAAAUGUGGUCAAAAAAGACUUUUACAAUUUCUCAACUACUAAUAAUAGUGUUCAUAUCCUUAUGUAUCUUAACAACUACCACAAGUGCCAGCACUGAAAAUAUCUCCUCCUCUUCUGCAACGUCAACAACAACCCUGCAAAAUGCUGGCACUCGUACAGUGUUACGCAUCUAUGAUGAGUGCACCCGGGCCGAAGGUGGUUUUGUGCCAUGUCUUAAGAAAAAAGCUAUUUCCUUUAUUGAUCGCAUUUCGUAUAUUGAUGCCAUUACCGUGGCCGAUGGCAUUAAAGUUGUACGCCUACCGGGCACUUCAGUGAGUGAUCUGCCAGCUAUACGUCCCAUGUUUAGUGAAAAUGAAUUGGAAUCAUCGUUGUCGCGUUCCGGUGAAGAUCGUGACACCAAAUUAACUAAUAUGUUGGUGGAGCGUUUAAGUCAUUUCUUUAAUGGUCAUACGUUGCAAGUUAGUUUUCCGAAAUUAACUUCGGAUGAAAUUGGCCGGGGAUUGGAAGAAGGUCGUGGUAAAAUGAAGAAAAUGAUGAGCAUGAUGAUGAUGGGUAUGGCUAUGAAAAUGAUGGGUAUGCUGCCAAUUGCUAUGGGAAUGUUGUAUAUGUUGGCUGGCAAGGCUUUAAUCAUUUCCAAGAUUGCAUUGUUGCUGGCGGGUAUUAUGGGCUUGAAGAAACUACUCUCGAGCAAAUCAUCGGGCGGCAGUACCGGUUGGACUUCGGGUGGAGGCGGUGGUGGUGGCGGUUGGUCAUCUGGCGGCGGCGGUGGUGGUUGGGACAGAAGAUCACUGAAUCAGGCUCACGAUUUAGCCUAUCGCAGUUAUACAAAGCAAUUGCAACAGCAACAACUGAAACUACAGCAGCAGCAACAGCAGCAGCAGCCACAACAACAGCAGCUACAAAAGUCAUCGACAGAACAAAAAUUAUAAAAAUUAGAAGAUUUAUUUAAAAUUGUUUAAUUAUCUUAUAGAUAAUUUUCACAUAUUUUCUGUGUCUUCUUUCCAAUGACAUUUUGUAAUUAAAAUCUUCUUU
This is a messenger RNA of Calliphora vicina (urban bluebottle blowfly), 1145 nucleotides long. RefSeq names its product DUF1676 domain-containing protein Osi12 (gene Osi12). The coding region runs from base 116 to 1042 and encodes 308 amino acids. The record is from RefSeq and is a predicted model, not a curated record. Gene Ontology annotation, cellular component: membrane. The transcript has 2 exons. Lineage: Eukaryota; Metazoa; Arthropoda; Insecta; Diptera; Calliphoridae.